Messenger RNA from Spirodela intermedia, 411 nucleotides. The record is from the annotation of a GenBank genome assembly. NCBI's taxonomy places the organism in Eukaryota, Viridiplantae, Streptophyta, Magnoliopsida, Alismatales, Araceae.
AUGGCGAAAGGUGGCGCAAUCGGCAAGUUGGGCAAGCUUAAGUGCAUGAUCAAGCGGUGGCAGACCGCCUCUGGAAACAAUAGCAGGCUCCCCCGGUCACAAGGCAACAGCGCCUCCCAGAGUCUCCUCGAGCACCAUGGCGGAGUAGACGACGACAAGAUCCCCGGGGGGCUCCACCCGGUCUACGUCGGCAAGUCUCGUCGGCGCUACCUCGUCAGCUCCCACCUCAUCGACCACCCCCUCUUCCGCGUGCUAGUGCAGCGAUCGGGAGGAGACGACGGGGACGGCGGAAAGUCAACGACGGUGGUGGGCUGCGAGGUGGUGCUGUUCGAGCACCUACUGUGGAUGCUGGAGAAUGCGGAUCCCCAGCCCGAAUCUCUCGACGAGCUCGUGGAGUUCUACGCCUGCUGA